Messenger RNA from Thecamonas trahens ATCC 50062, 3343 nucleotides. RefSeq names its product N-acetylglucosamine-1-phosphotransferase subunit beta. Gene Ontology annotation, cellular component: Golgi apparatus. Gene Ontology annotation, molecular function: UDP-N-acetylglucosamine-lysosomal-enzyme N-acetylglucosaminephosphotransferase activity. The transcript has 3 exons. Lineage: Eukaryota; Apusomonadida; Apusomonadidae. The record is from RefSeq and is a predicted model, not a curated record. Gene Ontology annotation, biological process: N-glycan processing to lysosome; carbohydrate phosphorylation. Bases 44 to 3319 code for a protein of 1091 amino acids.
AGGAAGAGCGGCUGAGAGGAGGGGGAUACGAGACAGCGACCGGAUGCGCAAGGCUGUCCAGCGGCAUGUGCUAUCGUUCAUGGGCACUCGGUGUGGGGUUGUCACGUGUGUGAUCGGCACUCUGCUGACAGUCAACACGGUGCUGGUGCUUGCGGCCAUGCUCGCGGCGCAGUGGUCAGGCACCGGCACGGCCUCCCCACCGCCGUCUUUCUUCUCGCUCUUUGCGUCGAUGCUCGGCCUCGGCUGGGCCGCGCCAGCGUCGUCGAGCAACCUACCGCUGGCCUCAUGCUCCUCGGUUCUCACCGAUAAUCUUGCCGGCAAAUCAUUUGAGCACGCGCUCUGCUCGCCCAUUCCCAUCGACAUUGUCUACACCUGGGUCAACGGCUCGGACACCAAGCUGCUUGACGAUCUGGCCCACUACAAGGCCUUGUUUGCCGAGAUGUACCCCGAAGCCGCGGCAGCCGAGGCCGAGGAGGCUGAAGCCUUGGCAGCCGCCGAGGCCGAGGCUGCGGCCGAGGCGGCAGCCUUGGCGGCCGCGGCCGUCAACGGGACUGGCAGCGGCAACGCGACUGAGGUCAAGGCCGCCGGCGCCUCGCGGUUCCGUGACAACAAUGAGCUCAUGUACUCGCUGCGGUCGAUCGAGAAGUUUGCGCCGUGGAUCCGCCGCAUCUUUAUCGUCACCAACGGGCAGGUCCCGUCGUGGCUCAACAUCGAUCACCCCCGCAUCGAUGUCAUUCCGCACGAGGACAUCUUCCCCGACCCGUCGCACCUGCCGACCUUUUCGUCGCCGGCCAUCGAGGUCCAUCUCCACCGAAUCCCGGGCCUCUCGGACAAGUUCAUUUACUUCAACGACGACGUCAUGUUCGGAUCCGAGGUCUGGCCCGAUGACUUUGUGACUCAUGCCAAUGGGCAAAAGGUGUACCUAGCGUGGGCAGUGCCGAAUUGCAACGAGGGCUGUCCGGCGUCGUGGAUCAACGACGGCGUGUGUGACACGGCAUGCAACGUCUCGGCAUGUGACUGGGACGGAAUGGACUGCGUCAACGUCACCUCGACUUCGCGCUACUCGUCAUGGUGGUCCGGCUCGUCGUGGUCUUCAUCGUCGUCGUCGGCUGCCCGCUACUCGAGCUACUGCGCACCCGGGUGCCCGGACUCGUGGAUCGGUGACCGCUACUGCGACAAGGCGUGCACCAACGAGGCGUGCGGCUGGGAUGCGACCGAUUGCGGCGUCGACCGCAUGGUCAACGAGGGCAUGUUUGGCGUCGAGGCUACCGACGCUUCUGCCUUUCCACUCACUGUCCCGCCACACACUCCGGCCAUGUUUGUCAACCUGACUUUGCUCUUUGGCCAUGACGGCCACGUCGACGAGGGCUCGCAUGACAACUCGGACAUGGUCCGCACUGCCACCAUUUCGCAGCGCAACAAGAUCAUGACGCUCACUUUCCACCGCGACGUCAACACCACUGGCGUGACCCUGUUUGUCGCCGGCAAGGCUGCCGACGGCUCGACUGUUGCCGCCACCCUCAACAUCACUGUCUCUACCGGGCCCGACACCCUGCCUGCUGCUGAUGUCGCGACAGCCAGCGACGACGCAAGCGUAGCUGUCGACGCCGGCUCUGCGCCAGCGCCGAGCCACAGCACCGACGAUGGGGCGUUGGGCGACGAGGCCGAGCCGGGCUCUGCGCCGGCACCCGACCAGGGCGCCGACGGGGGGCGUUGGACGACGAAGCGCGGCGAAGCGGAUCCACCGAGCUCGGUGCCAGCCUCUGAUGGCGGCAGCGACGCGAAGGCCGUGGACGACGCAUCGGAUCAUGACGCGUCGGGACACGACCUGAGGCGGCGACUGUUGGCAGCGCCGACAAACCAAGACGGCGGUGCCAACAAAGAGCCGAACGUGCUCUCCAACGCGCUGGCGAGAGUGGGUGCGUGGGUUGAAGCAGCCGGCGGCGGCGCCAGCAGCAGCGGCGGCGAGCCGCGACUUCCGCCGUUGCACAACAAUCGUCUUGUGCCCCGCGGACAACCAAGGAGCCGGCCGCACAUCAAGGCUGCCAUCGCACCGUCGGAUGUUCUGUUUGGCGACGAGGCCGAGGCUGAGGAGAACGACGCCGACCUGGUGACUCGCAUCGAAGCUGUCAAGGCCAAGUACGCGGCGUGGGAGGCUGAGCAGGCUCAGCUACGGGACAAGUACGGUGACGAGGUCUAUGAGUCGGCAGUCGAGCUGGCGACGUCGAUGUGGAGCUCGGAGCGGUCGUUUCUGCCGUGGGAGCGCCGCGAGUCGAUGCUCCGGUCGGCGUGGCGGGCGGCGGCGAUGGGCGUGCCAGACGAGGCGGCCUCUGCCAGCAGCGCCAGCUCGUCGGUGCUGCGGCGGCACCUGACAGACGUCUUUGGCGACUCGCUCAAGUUUGUCAACAGGCUCUUCAACGCGCGGUUUGGCAUGGCGGCACGCAAGGUGCCUGCACACAUGCCGCACAUGAUCGACCGCAACAUCAUGGAGCGGCUGCAGAGCCUGUUCCCGGACGAGUACGAUGCGACGUCGUCGCACAAGCUGCGGAUGGGAACCGACAUGCAGAUGGCGUUUUCGUACUUUUACUUUCUCAUGGAGGAGAAGCGCGAGUUUGAGCUCGAGCAAUACUUUCACGAGCACAUUGACGUCGAUGCCGACGGCUACAUGUCAGACAACGAGCUGCGGACACUUGCUGCGCGGAUUUACGAGCUCCCACUCGACUACGGCCAGCUCGGAGAGCUGCAUCAAGCCAUGGAAGAGGCAUACGAGGUGGUCCAUGGCGUGCCAGUGGGCGAGACCGGCCCGGAGCUCGGGUUCGAUCUCCAGGUGCUCUCGGCGGCGCCUGCAGUUGUCGACCGCAUCAUGGACCACAUUGGCGAGCUUCUGCAGAACCGGUUCGAGAUCAAGGAUACCGACGACGUGGCGUUCCAGAUGAUCGGCGACAACGAGACCGAUGUCAACCGGGCGCUCGACGGCAUCCGGCGCAACCGCCACAAGUUUGUCUGCCUCAACGACAACAUGGACGACGAUUCAGCGAACCCGCUUGUUGUGCAGGCUCUGCAAGACUUUUACAACUCGGUCGUCCCCUUCCCCUCGCAGUUUGAGCACCCUCCCGGCGUCCGCAACCGCUACCUGUACAUCCAAGAGUAUCGGGCCGAAGCUGAGCGGUCACGCCAGGCGCGGAUGCUCGGCGUCGGGCUCGCUGUCCUUGUUGUUGCCGUCUGGGUCUGGCUCAACUACUGCACCGGUGACGACGCACUCUCGCGCAACAAGCGCCGCCGCGCGCUGGCAAAGUCCAAGCAGAUGCUGGACGUUUAACGCUGUAAAUCCCUCACCAGAGUU